AUGGCCGAGAUAUCUAUUAAAGACAAACUACAUUCUUGGAUUCAGCGUUCUAUCGGUACAGGAAACUUUACUUUUACCGUUGAAAAUACAACUCAAAAAGGAGAGGGUUACAUAGGAGAAUUAUUUUUUGUUAAAAUUAAUUUACAACAACCGAUUGACGGAAAAGACGUUCUGUAUCUGGUUAUAAAAAUGAACAAAAAGAAUCCUGGAUCAGAAAAAGCUGUUUCUAUAUUGCAGGAUCUUUGCAAGAGAGAAGUAUUCUUUUACAGUACAAUUCUUAAAGAAUACAGGGAAUUUCAAAAUGACAGAAAGCUUUCAGUUCUUAUCGACAUAGUACCCAAGUGCUAUCAAACUUUUUCAGAAAAUGACAAUGAAGUUAUUAUUUUAGAAAAUUUAAAGAAAGAGGGCUAUGUUCUACAUCCGAGAGAACAGCCCAUGAAUGUUGCACAUCUAGAAAUGGGCUUGAAAUCUUAUGCAAAGUUACAUGCCAUGUCUUUCGCUCUAAAAGAUCAAAACAAAGAAAUUUUUGAAAAUAUGUCAAAAACCUGUACCUCCUUAGUGAAAGAGAUGUUUUUAAAUUUAAAAACAAUGUUUGAUACAAGAACACAUACAUUGGUGGAAACUUUAAAAGAAGCUGGUAGACCAGAUUUAUCGAUUGUGUAUGAAAAGUACAUAAACGACAAAAGUAUUUAUAACAGAUUUAUGGAAGGUGACGAUAAAACAAUGCCACUUCGCAUGGUUUUGUUAGAUUUCCAAGCAGUUUGUCUUCAUUCACCAGUAAUCGAUAUUUCCUAUUUUCUAUAUAUAAAUAUAUCCCCAACUGAAGUUACAAAACUCAAAGAUUUUAUAGAAUAUUAUUAUACUGAGUUUUGCUCAUAUCUGAAACAAUUAGGUAGUGAUGCUGACAAAGUAUUUCCGCGAAGUAUUUUCGAAGAACAUUUAAAAAAAUACCUGCCCUAUGGUGUGUUUUUGACACUACCCUGCUUAGAAAUAUUAUAUCUUGAAAAUGAUGAUACACCAGCUCUUUUUGAUGAAGAAACCAAGGAGUUCUUUGGGGGUUUGCCUAAAGACCUAAAGAUAAAAUCCCGGGACAAAUAUUUGCAACGUCUGGUAGCUUUAGUGGAUAGCUUUUUCAACGGACCAUUUGCAUAA
Diabrotica balteata is the source of this 1152-nucleotide messenger RNA. The record is from the annotation of a GenBank genome assembly. Lineage: Eukaryota; Metazoa; Arthropoda; Insecta; Coleoptera; Chrysomelidae.